AUGAUCAAAGGCACCGGAACGGGCGCCAAGAAGCACGCGACGACGCUCGGCCGGUUUGAGAAAUCCUUCGUCUUCAUGGUGGACCCCAACUCAUCGUGCGGGGCGUCGCUCUACAGCUUCUCCAUCGCCUGUGCAGCUUUUAUAGGCUGCUUCACCCUGUUCCUGCAGACCCUUGAUGGUCCAAACUACUAG
Molecule: messenger RNA, 192 nt
Organism: Phytophthora nicotianae INRA-310
Lineage: Eukaryota; Oomycota; Peronosporomycetes; Peronosporales; Peronosporaceae
Exons: 1
Coding region: 1-192 (63 amino acids)
Source: RefSeq, a predicted model, not a curated record